CGUGGGGCUCCCGCUGAGGGUGUUGUGGGCUCUGUCAAAAGUGUCGUGCUCUCUCCUCUAUUGCAGCACGGAAAACCAAUUCACAGAUUUGAACUUGAAGCCUUCCAAAUCUCACUUACAAUACCCUACUGAAUCAAAAUGGAUUCCCAAAUUGAGAACUUGGUCCAAAAGGCGUGGGCAAAAUACAAGGCGACGAAGCCCUCGCAGAGACUUCUCAUCGCAGUUUCAGGCAUUCCAGGGUCAGGAAAGACAACCCUUGCAGCCAUUGUUGCCAAACGACUCAAUGAAUUGUAUCAGAAGGAAUCACCUGGCGCUGCGGCAGGUGGACGAGAAAUUGCAGGCUUUAUCCCGAUGGACGGUUAUCAUCUCUCCAGGGCACAGUUGUCAGCGCUGCCCGAUCCAACAACCGCCCACGCUCGACGAGGGGCGGCAUUCACAUUUGAUGGAGAAUCCUUUUUUAGACUGGUUAAGAAACUGAGAGAGCCCCUCCUUCCUGAGGCUGAGACUCUCUAUGCUCCAAGCUUUGAUCAUGCAGUUAAAGAUCCUGUAGAAGACGAUAUCCCAAUCCACCCGAGCAUGCGUGUUCUCGUCUUUGAGGGAAACUAUCUGUCUCUGAAUAAAUCUCCUUGGAAAGAUGCUGCUGCACUCAUGGACGAGUUAUGGUUCGUUGAAGUCGAUUUCGAUGUCGCGCGGGAACGGCUCGUACGUCGGCACGUCAAGGCCGGCAUCGCAGAAAACGAAGAUGCCGCCCACACGAGAGUAACAGAAAACGAUCUUGUCAACGGCAAAGAAAUCGUUGAUGACCGAUUGGAUGUGGACGAAAUUGUUGUUAGUAGGGAAGACCAGAGCUGGGCACCUGAGCAACAAAACAAGCCUCAACAGUGAAGGCAAUCACAUCCUCGGAGUCUUUUGCUCCGAUUCGCAAGCAGCGCGGUAUAGAGGUCGAUUAAUCGCUCAGAUAAUGCUACAUUUAAAGCGCCAAUAGAGCAAAGAAAUAUAUCAUCGUCGUUGUCAUGAUUGCCGAUCCAACAGUUUGCGCCCGAACAUCAACAGAUGCUUUUUAGUCCGUAUCCCAAACUCGUGAAAAAUAAACACAACAGCAAGCCGAAGGUGAAACAAAACAACGAGUUCCCGACUUCAUACUCCAAGCAAGAGAGUGCGACUCAGGGAAGUCGAUGGGGCUGAGGAUAGUGAAACCAGAGUCCA
Molecule: messenger RNA, 1206 nt
Organism: Xylona heveae TC161
Lineage: Eukaryota; Fungi; Ascomycota; Xylonomycetes; Xylonales; Xylonaceae
Product: phosphoribulokinase/uridine kinase
Exons: 4
Coding region: 139-885 (248 amino acids)
Cellular component (GO): cytoplasm
Source: RefSeq, a predicted model, not a curated record